This is a messenger RNA of Gadus macrocephalus (Pacific cod), 8679 nucleotides long. It is a transcript of the gene sin3aa, whose product is annotated as SIN3 transcription regulator family member Aa. The record is from RefSeq and is a predicted model, not a curated record. The transcript is spliced from 21 exons. Gene Ontology annotation, biological process: negative regulation of transcription by RNA polymerase II. NCBI's taxonomy places the organism in Eukaryota, Metazoa, Chordata, Actinopteri, Gadiformes, Gadidae. Gene Ontology annotation, molecular function: transcription corepressor activity. Gene Ontology annotation, cellular component: chromatin. Bases 1957 to 5907 code for a protein of 1316 amino acids.
CAAAACUAAAUAAAUAGUAAUUAUCAUUCACCGCAAAUUGCCUUCGUUUCGAUAGGAAAAAGGUUAUCCAGUGUAGCGUUUGGUGUCCACCAGAACGAAUUUAAAAAUGCGUUCAGUGGCAAUGAUCGCUUAAGCAUAGCGUGUUUAACAGUCGAAUCAAGACGGGGAAUUGGAUUGUUUGAACAAUCUAGACACGACAUUUAACACCAAUGUUGGGGGAAGUCCUCAUGUGUAGAAGUCGAAGCCUUCGCCUGCAGUGUGCAUAUCGCUUGUUGGCAAACGGAGCGGUAGGGGGAGGGAGUUGUUGUGAGACAGGUUAGACAUUUUACUCCCAAUGUUGAAGUAAACAAAGAAUAGGAUUUGUAAUGCCCACCCGUGCUUUCCCCUAAAAGCAGGAACAACAGCUGCGCACCGGGACCCUUCGAAUUUCGCGAUCAAAUUAAAAUCACCAUUUCUAAAAAACAAUUUCAAACCCGUUGCGUUUGACUUUGGCAUUGUUUAGAAAGGACGAACCGAAUCGAGCCCGCGCUGCCUAGGGGAGAUGCGAUCCUGAACGCCCAGGCCACUUGGCCGUGUCCAAAUGGGUUAAUGAAGGGCGUAAUAACCCGGUGUAGCGCUUCUACGCAACGGAUCCGCCUUUGUUUCGCUAUCAUUUGUGUCAACGAUACGUGACCACACACACGACCUAAAGGCACAGGGGCGAAUGGCUCCCGAGUCGUGUUUGAGUCCAGUGUUACGUUCUCUCCACUCCCCGCAUUGCGUGUCCUUUUUUGCGUUGGACUCGAACAUAUUUGUUUUGAACACUUAAUGCACUAUACUCGUGAGGCACCCACAUCGUUUAAAUGUCCUCUUCAAAUGGAGGGAUUGAGCGUCGACCAGACGGUCCGGUCGGAUGCAUGCGAUUGCAGCCAACGUUUAAGCGACAUACGUGAUAAGAACGUAAUAAUUUGAAAAUAGUGCUGGGCAAUGAUCGCCGUUGAAUGUAAAUGUAUCUGCCCGGAUGAAGAAGGAAUCCCGGGCUAGUGUUUCAACUCCGCCUCUCGUGGGCGUGCUUUAUUUUGGAAGUACAACCUUUGGUGGCUUUGUAUCGAGACGUCUAUGUGCCUAUUGGCUGUUGUGUACAGAAAUGGGGGACGAAGAAAGCAAAGGCGGACAUAAAUCCCUCCUACAAUAUCACGUGUACACAGACUCGCGGAAGUAGUGUUAUUUUUUUGCAAGAAAGAAGUAGUUAACUCGUGUAUUUGUGGCGAUGUGCCAUACAAAAACAUAGGCAACAACACUACCUACUUUUAUUUCUCUAGCAAAAUGAAGGUAUGUGUGCAUCGUUCUGAGGACGCACAAGUGUGUUUGUGUGUGUGUUGGGGGCGGGGGGGACACCUGCCCUACGUAUUUGCUACGCAGUAGUACAUAUAUUUGUUAUAUUGAUAUGGUGGAUACUUAAAUGGAACACAACACUUCAUUGUGCUGCAAAAUAUAAACUAGACCCCGAAUAAAGUCAUCCUGGCGUUAUCGCGCUUCAAGUCGAAAUGGGCGUGAUAGCAGCGCUGCAUAAAUUGCUGAUUGACAGUUCAAUACCACAAUCCGAUGUAUUCGAACCUCCUUCUUGCGGCUCAUCUAAGGUACCGACCAAUGACAUCGUAGAGUGGGCGGGGGGUAACCGAAGCUAUGGCCAAUGCUAUUAGAGAAGGGGCGGGGUUAAUCGCGGAGACCACGCCUUUCACAAGGAGCCAACCGAACGGAGAUUGUUGUCCUCUCGGGGUGAAUUUUAAUUUAGCACUUCCAAGAUUGUUAAUAUCAACUGUUAAUAUUUUACUUCUCAUAAAUCACGCUCGCGUACUCCUCCGGCGACCCCUUUGAUGGUUUCCCAUCAGUAAGUGAACGUUACGGAAUCGUCCAACAACUUCAGCUGGCUAUUCAGGAGAGUGGUCCCUCAGCCCCCUGGAGCAUGAGUUCAUAAUGAAGCGGUGUGUGGAGGAACAGGAGACUGUGUUUGCGUCCCAGCACCAGCAGCAGCAGCAGCCGCAGAGGCGGCUCCCGGGCAGCGCGGAGGCCUUCCAGCACCGCGUGCUGGCUCCCGCCCCGGCCGUGUACGAGCCCGCACCCGACAGCAUGCAGCCCACGGCGGGCGUCCAGUACGCCGGCCCUCCGGGUUACCAGGUUCCCAACGCGGCCCAGAACAGUGCGGGCCACGGGCACACCUCCAGCCCUGCCGUCCAUGGGGGGCCAGCCCACCACCACAGCCCAGCGGUACAGGCCCACGGGCCCGCCGGGAUGCACGGCCACACCCCCGCCCCCCAGGCCACCGCCCAGGGACAGCAGUUCCAGAGGCUCAAGGUGGAAGAUGCGCUGUCCUACUUGGAUCAGGUCAAACUGCAGUUCGGCAACCACCCUCAAGUCUACAAUGACUUCCUGGACAUCAUGAAGGAGUUCAAGUCUCAGAGCAUCGACACCCCGGGGGUCAUCAGCCGCGUGUCGCAGCUCUUCAAGGGCCACCCGGACCUCAUCAUGGGCUUCAACACCUUCCUGCCGCCGGGCUACAAGAUCGAGGUCCAGCACAGCGAGCUGGUGAACGUCACCACGCCGGGCCAGAUCCACCACAUCACCCCGCACGGCAUCACGGUCCAGAACAUCCCCAUGCCGGGGGCGCCCGCUCAGCCCCAGGCCCCGCUCCACGCCCAGCUCCUGGCCCUCGCCAACCCCGCCGCAUCGGCCGCUGCCGCCGCCACCACCAGCGCCCCGGUUCUGCUGGCACAGCCCUCCCCGGCCAAGAUGAGCAAGACGCAGCAGUCUCCCGUCCUGACGCCGAGCGGCCAGAGCAACCCGUCCAUCCCGGUGUACACCUCCCCGCGCUCGCCGCCCCUGCAGCUCCACCCGCCCUCCGGCGCCACGCCCGCCGGGCCGGCCGCGCAGAACAGCCAGCCCGUGGAGUUCAACCACGCCAUCAACUACGUCAACAAGAUCAAGAACCGUUUCCAGGGCCAGCCCGACAUCUACAAGGCCUUCCUGGAGAUCCUGCACACGUACCAGAAGGAGCAGCGGAACGCCAAAGAGGCCGGGGGGAACUACACGCCGGCCCUGACGGAGCAGGAGGUGUACGCCCAGGUGGCCCGGCUCUUCAAGAACCAGGAGGACCUGCUGUCGGAGUUCGGCCAGUUCCUCCCCGACGCCAACAGCUCGGUGCUUUUGAGUAAAACCACGGCGGAGAAGGCGGAGUCGGUGCGGAACGACCACGGGGGCACGGCCAAGAAGCUCCAGCUCAACAACAAACAGCGGCCCAGCCAGAACGGCUGUCCGAUCCGCCGGCACCCGGCCGCCACCACCACGCCCCCCGUGAAGCCAAAGCACAAGUUACUCAAUCUGAAAGAUUCCUCCACGGCAGAGUCAAGCAAGCAUGGAGCUGGCACAGAAUCUCUGUUCUUCGAGAAGGUCCGUAAGGCCUUGCGUAGUGCAGAGGUGUACGACAACUUCCUGCGUUGCCUGGUCCUCUUCAACCAGGAGGUGAUCUCCAGGGCUGAGCUGGUCCAGCUGGUGCUUCCCUUCCUGGGAAAAUUCCCGGAGCUGUUCAACUGGUUCAAGAACUUCCUGGGAUACCGCGAGAUGUCGUCCCACAUCGAGAGCUACCCCAAGGAGCGGGCCACAGAGGGCAUCGCCAUGGAGAUAGACUAUGCUUCCUGCAAGCGGCUGGGCUCCAGCUACCGGGCCCUUCCCGAGAGCUACACCCAGCCCAAGUGUACCGGCCGCACGCCUCUCUGCAAGGAGGUUCUGAAUGACACCUGGGUGUCCUUCCCGUCCUGGUCCGAGGACUCGACGUUCGUGAGCUCCAAGAAGACCCAGUACGAGGAGCACAUCUACCGCUGUGAGGACGAGCGCUUCGAGCUGGACGUGGUGCUGGAGACCAACCUGGCCACCAUCCGCGUGCUGGAGACGGUGCAGCGGAGGCUGUCGCGCAUGCCCGCCGAGGAGCAGGCCAAGUACCGUCUGGACAACACCCUGGGGGGCACGUCGGAGGUGGUCCACCGCAAGGCCAUCCAGAGGAUAUACGGGGACAAGGCCGCUGACAUCCUGGACGGCAUCAGGAAGAACCCCGCCAUGUCGGUGCCCAUCAUCCUCAAGAGGUUAAAGGUCAAGGAGGAGGAGUGGCGGGAAGCCCAGCGGGGCUUCAACAAGAUCUGGAGGGAGCAGAACGAGAAGUACUACCUCAAGUCUCUCGACCACCAGGGCAUCAACUUCAAGCAGAACGACACCAAGGUGCUGCGCUCCAAGACCCUGCUGAACGAGAUUGAGAGCAUCUACGACGAGCGGCAGGAGCAGGCGUCGGAGGAGAACGCCGGGCCCCCCACGGGCCCCCAGCUGACCCUGUCCUACGAGGACCCCCAGAUCCUGGAGGACGCCGCCGCCCUCAUCAUCCACCACGUCAAGCGCCAGGUGGGCAUCCAGAAGGAGGACAAGUACAAGAUCAAGCAGGUCAUCCACCACUUCCUGCCCGACCUGCUGUUCGCCCAGCGCGGCGAGCUCUCGGACGCCGAGGAGGAAGAGGAGGACGAGGACGAGGAGGCGGACGAGGAGGAGGACGAGGAGAGGGAAGGGGAGAGGGACCCCGCGGAGGGGCCCCGGCCCAAGAAGCACAACGGCGUUGCUGCGGUGGCGGCGGCGGCCGCGGCGGUGGCGGCGGGGAGCCCGACCAAGUCCAAGCUGCUCUUCGGGGGCACGGCCGCCCAGAAGCUGCGGGCGACGGGCGAGGACGCCUACCACCUCUUCCUCGUCAACAACAACUGGUACAUCUUCCUGCGGCUGCACCAGACGCUGUGCGCCCGCCUGCUGCGGCUCUACGGCCAGGCGGAGCGGCAGAUCCAGGACGAGCUCCGGGAGAGGGACUGGGAGCACGAGGUGCUGGGCCUCAAGAGGGAGAAGAACGACAACCCGGCCGUCCAGCUGCGGCUGAAGGAGCCCAUGGACAUCGAGGUGGAGGACUACUACUCGGCGUUCCUGGAGAUGGUGCGCAACCUGCUGGACGGGAACAUGGAGGCCUCGCAGUACGAGGACUCACUCAGGGAGAUGUUCACCAUCCACGCCUACACCGCGUUCACCAUGGACAAGCUCAUCCAGAGCAUCGUCCGCCAGCUCCAGCACCUCGUGAGCGAUGACAUCUGCGUCCACGUGACGGACCUCUACCUGGCCGAGAGCUCCGGCGGGGCCACGGGGGGGCCCUCGACCGCGCAGGCCGCCAGCAGCUCGGUCGAGGCCCUGUACCAGCGCAAGGCCGAGCAGCUCAUGUCCGACGAGAACUGCUUCAAGCUGACGUUCCUGCGGAACCGAGGUCCGGUCCAGCUCACCGUGGAGCUGCUGGACUCGGAGGAGGACAACUCCGAUGAACCCAUGGAUGCGGGGCGCUGGUCGGACUACGUGGGUCGCUACCUGGUCUCAGACUCGACCUCAGCGGAGCUACGGGAGCACCUGGCACAGAAGCCCGUCUUCCUGCCCAGGAACCUGAGACGGAUCAGGAAGUACCAGCAGGGGCGGGAGCAGCUGGACAAGGAGGCGGGAGACGGGGCCAGGAAGUCCCUGGACAAGGAGAAGAUGGCCUGCAUGUUCCAGCUCAACUCCUACAAGAUGGUGUACGUCUUCAAGUCGGAGGACUACAUGUACCGCCGCACGGCGCUGCUCCGAGCGCAGCAGUCACACGACCGGGUGAGCACACGGCUGCACAACCGCUUCCAGGCGUGGGUGGACGCGUGGGCCAAGGUGAACGUGACGCCGGCCAUGGCCACGGAGACGGGGGCCUGGCUGAUGGGCGAGGACCGCGAGGAGUUCCUGCCCUGCGUCACCAGCCGCAACCCGGAGGUGCUGCACUUCAUGAACGUCAACAAGUACCGCGUCAAGUACCCCGCGCCCGGUCCGGCGCCGUAGCAGUGGCGACCGCCCCAAACCGGUGACACUAGUGUGGUGUUGUUUUUGUUUGUUUUUGGUUUUAAAAGAGGAGGGGGGAAAAAGGGGGGUGGGGGUUCAAAAGCGUGUGUGUGUGUGUGUGUGUGUGUGGAGGGGGGGGGCUUCUGGAUCUGGUUUUGUAACUGGUUUCUAAAUAGCUGGUGUUGUCGAUUGGGGUUGAAACCUGGGGCGGCUGGAUCACAACGUCAUUAUUAAUAUUACGUUUUUUGACCAGCUUUUUCAGCUGGGCCCACUGUUUUUUUUUCUUGCAGGGCUUUUAUUUUGGCGGUGCCAACCAAAAAAGAAAUAAUGUCUUUUCCGCGUGCCAGUCACUGCACUGAGCUCUACCAGCACUCCUAGCCAUAGUCCAAACUUUCCCAAGAGCUUCCGGUCGCUUCUGAGAAAAAAGGGCUUUUUGUAGAGAGAGGGAAGCAAAAGCCUUUAUUCCUUUAUUUUGUACGCGAUGCGUUGCGCCGGAGCUGCUUUAUACUAUUUAACAGACCUGUUCUUCCACAGAAAGCUCCUUUUCUAAAAACACAAUAAACCGAUCCAGCAGUUUUUUUUUUCUGUGAUACUUCAUAACCCUGGGAAAACAGUGAGGUGGUCAAGUGCACUUAUGGAGAGUGAGGAACAGCAACUUCUCAAACAAACUUUUUACCCCCCAGACAGAAGGCAUGGCCGCUUGGGGACAAUCCAAGACUGGUACAAAAGAGUUUGUGGUCUUUUGAGGCCAGUAAUCCCAGCCAAAACUUUGCCCCUAGCAGUAGACAGAGAAAGUCUUGGUAGUUAAUUGUUUGACAGAGACAGAUAAACAUUGUAACCUGCUGUAAGACAAGGAGAGAGGGAGACAUGUACCUACCAUUAGGCCGAAAGAGAGAGGACACAUGUACCUAUCUGCCAUCACAGAGAGAGAGAGAGAGAGAGAGACACACACAUGUACCUACCUGCCAUAACACAGAGAGAGAGGGACGCAUGUACUUACCUGCAAUUAGACAGACCGCAAGAGAGAGGGAGACCCAUACCUACCUACCAUUAGACCGAGAGGGAGAGAUAGACCUAGUUCCUGUGAUUAGACAGAGAGGGAGAGAGACCUAGUACCUGCUAUUGGACAGACAGAGAGAGAGAGAGAAAGAGACCUGGUAGCUACCAUUAGAAAGAUGAGGGAGAGAGACCUGGAAGCAACGAUAUGACAGAUGGGGAGAGAGAGGGAGACCUGGUACCUGCUAUUUGACAGAGGGGGAGAAAGAGAGACCUGACGGCUAACAUUAGACAGAGGGGGGAGAGAGACCUGGUAGCUACCAUAAGAGGAGCAUGUUAUUGCGGUUCUAGCAGCAUUCAAGUUAUAGCGUCUGCGUCCCAAACAGUAUUGUGGGGUUAAGAGUAGGAUGUGUACUGUUGCGUUUUAUUCAAAUGAAUGCAAAUAAUAAAUAAACAAGAGGGAAACUACUAGAUGGUUGUAUAUUAGCCCGUGCAACACUGUUUGGUGACAUAAGACUGUCAAAUUGUAACGCUCAUGAAUGUCAGAUACUGACAUGUAUUCCAGUGUAUGAGUUUGGUGUGUGAGUGUGUGUGUGUGUAUAUAUAUCUAUAUAUAUAUACAUAACAUCAAUGAUCCUGGCCGCCCCAGUACUCAAACUUCUAUUUGUUUUAACUCACUGACAUAAGGCCCUCACCAAUACACCAGCUCUCUCUAGCUCUCUAUCUAUUUCUCUCUCGACACACACACACACACACACACACACACACACACACACACACACACACACACACACACACACACACACACACACACACACACACACCCCUCUCUCCUUCCGGGGCAGCCCAACCACAUUGUAAAUAAUUUGUAUAUAUUCUCAGACUUUUUAUGACAGAUUUGUGUUGUGCUAGUAAUACUUUCCAUGCUUAUUGUGGAUGUUACUGGUAAAUGGCAAAAGUAGUAUGUAUAAGAAGGCUGACAUACAAGACCAUUUAUUACAGUUUUUACCAAAGGGAGUUUAUUACAAAAGAUAUGAUCCCCCGCCCCCCCUCUAAACACACACACAAACACAUAUACACACAUGCACACAUCCACACACACAAAUUUUUUGUCCUUUUUAAUUUCUCUAGUUACACUUUUUUAAGUAGAAUUGUAUCCAGGUCUUAUAUAUAAAAUAACUGUUGAUAAAUAUAUAUAUUAUAUUUUCCUCUGCUUAUUAUUAUUUUUUCCCCCCCCCAUCAUGUGUUUAUAUUCUUUAGUUUUUCUCCGGAUUGUGACAUGAUUGACGAGGACUGGUUUGAUUAUAUUCACUGCCCCUGUAACACUGUGACCCGGUCCCUUGGCUACAGGAAGUGGCUCAACCAAAGGUUCAGUUAACAGGAAGUUCAUCCAACCUAUCCCCUCCCUCCGAUUAGACUCCUUAAUGCCGAGAACACAAAUCAAACAUCCCAUCUCCAUAUUUUUGAUAAUAGAAAAAGUCACACAGCAUGUCUUUCGCGCGUUUAUUGAGACAUUAUUUAAGGUAAUAAUAAAACUAUUUGUAGCCUACACAGUUUAUUUUGUAUUUUUAUUGUAUUUUUUUUUUUUUGUAGUUCCUCGAGUUUUGUUUCUCGUUGCCUGUCUUUUAGACUCCAGCUGUUGGAGUGUGUUGUCUUGUGUAUAAUAAUUGAGCGGUUUUAUUCAGUCCAUGCAAUGCACAUGGUUUUGUCUUUGUGUAUGGUGCAGUCACAACUUUUCACGUUGUAUAUAAUAAACAGACUUUUUACAUGAUGCUA